Molecule: messenger RNA, 1465 nt
Organism: Gordionus sp. m RMFG-2023
Lineage: Eukaryota; Metazoa; Nematomorpha; Gordioida; Chordodea; Parachordodidae
Product: serine/threonine-protein kinase STK11-like
Exons: 10
Coding region: 29-1318 (429 amino acids)
Biological process (GO): intracellular signal transduction; establishment of cell polarity; regulation of Wnt signaling pathway
Cellular component (GO): cytoplasm; nucleus
Molecular function (GO): protein kinase activator activity; protein serine/threonine kinase activity; ATP binding
Source: RefSeq, a predicted model, not a curated record
UACAGCUGACUGUAUCCACGUGAACCAUAUGGCUAAUUUGAAUCACGAUAAUGUAGUAUGCCAGAUGAAUUUUAUAAAUAGGAUUGAUUCUUCACAAGUUAUAUAUGAAAAUAAAAUCAAGAGAGCAAAAUUAAUUGGUAAAUACCUUAUUGGAGAUGUUUUAGGAGAAGGUUCAUAUGGAAAAGUUAAAGAAGUUUUUGACUGUGAAACAAUAUGUAGGAGAGCUUGUAAAAUAUUAAAAAAACACAAAUUAAGGAAAAUUCCCAAUGGAGAUCAAAAUGUUAUUAUGGAGAUAAAUUUGUUAAAAAAAAUUAAACAUGACAAUAUUAUCAAUUUAAUUGAAGUGCUAUACAAUGAAGAAAAACAAAAAAUAUAUAUGAUUUUAGAAUAUUGUGUUACAGGAUUGCAAGAAAUGCUUGAUUCUGUACCAGAUAAAAAAUUUCCUUUAUGGCAGGCUCAUUGGUAUUUCACUCAAAUAAUAUAUGGGCUUAAAUACUUACAUAGUUUAGGAAUAAUACACAAAGAUAUCAAACCAGGAAAUUUAUUACUAACUUGUAAUGAAACUCUAAAAAUCACUGAUUUUGGAGUAGCUGAGCAAAUUUCUACAUUUUCACUUGACGACACAUGUUAUACUAGUCAAGGCUCCCCUGCGUUUCAACCUCCAGAGGUUGCCAAUGGACAAGAUUCAUUUAAAGGAUUUAAAAUUGACGUUUGGUGUUGUGGAGUUACUCUGUUUAACUUGACGACGGGAUUGUAUCCAUUCAAAGGUGAAAAUAUAUACAAAUUGUUUGAAAAUAUAGCCAAAGGAAAUUUUAUAAUACCACACGGAAUUGAUGUUGAUCUUCAAAAUCUCUUAAUAGGCAUGCUUGAAAAAGAUGUGGACAAAAGAUUCGAUUUAAAACAAAUAACCACCCAUGAUUGGUUUCAUAGAGAACCCUUGUAUAAAGGACAAAAAGUUAACAUUCCUCAAACUCUUCAAGGUCAGUUAAGAAGUAUGACUAUUAUUCCAUUUCUUCGAUUUUUACAUCCCAACGUUAAAAUUUCUUAUAAAAGCAAUGGUUAUUCUGAUGAAAAUGACUGGGAUUUUGGAAUUAGCAAUAAAACGGCGAACUUUUAUCGUAAUCUAUCUCAUGAAAUAAAAUAUCAAUCAAAUAAUGGCACUAAUAAUUUAAUUGAAUCUUCUUACAAUGAUGGAUUUAUGUUUGAGAGAUCUCCAUCAAUUAUCCAAGUGCAAAAACCUAAUAGGCUCGUAUCCUACAUACCUUGCAUUGAUCCCUAUACAAAUCUCCACAUUUAUCAGAUAGAACACUGGCAUUAGUUGGUGAACCUGUGGCAAAGAUCCCACUCUGCAUAGGUGUAAUGGUAAUGGGGAAUUUUAAAAAAAUCGAAAAAUAUUUUUUUGCUAAAUUAAACUAGAAAACAAACAUCAAAAAAUUUUAUUUAAGUUAUUUCUAAAAAUUAUAUG